GUUGUUGAUGCUCUGGAAGAGCUUUCCAGUGAGAUCGGUGAGGGCUUGCUUCUCCGGCUUAGGCUUGGAAGAGAUCACGGUCUUGAGGUCGUAGCGAAGGUACGACGCCCUCAGCCUAAGGUCGUUCAUCACAUAUGGCCAAGCCUUCUUGUCAAUGAACGACUUCACGUUCACUAUCUCACUUGCCGACACUUUGGCCCUCGCCGCCGCCUCCUCCGGCGUCAGCGGCUGCAGAUAGAACCUCUCCUUCAGCGGCAGGUCCACGUCCCUGGCCUCGUCAGCGUUCAGAGUCCCGGCUGCCAGAAUCACCACAAUUUCGUAACAUGCAAUCGCCGAAUUAAAGAAAAAGAAAAAACCCAAAUAGAUUUACUUACGCAGUCCGCCGGAGGGAGCCGGAGGAGGGCCGACCCUGAUCGAAUUUGCCUCGGCGAGCACAGCCUGGACGAAAGACCCAGAAGCCAAACCCACGGCGACGAGGCCAAGCAUGGACCGGCGGCUGGUCUCCGGCUCGGCAGCCUGCUGCUGUGCUCGAAUCGUUAGGCAGCUCGGACGAGCUCCCACGCCGCCGGUGGCGCUAGCCACGUUCAAGCGGGUCGAGCCAACCAUGGAAGCCAUCGCCUGAGCCAUUGUUGUUGAGUUUUCUGAUUUCCAGGUGGGCUGAGACUGAGAUUAUGGUUUAUUUUCUUCUGGGAUUCUGUUUAUCUGGCAGUGGUUAUUUGUUCAAUUCUGUGUGUGAUGUAGAUUGGUUUGUUGGCUGAAAUUGCCUUAUCUGAGCAUGUUCUUCGUUGGAUAAGGCAGGAUAUGAU
Linum tenue is the source of this 806-nucleotide messenger RNA. The record is from the annotation of a GenBank genome assembly. Lineage: Eukaryota; Viridiplantae; Streptophyta; Magnoliopsida; Malpighiales; Linaceae.